UAACAAUAUAAUAAAAAAAGUAAAGUGAUAAUAUAAUUUUAAACAGGUGGAAGAUUUUCUACAACAAAUUCAAUGAAAAUGUCGGAAGCAAUGAUUAUGUCUGCAAAUGAUAAGAAAAUUAAAAUUGAGCCACUAGAACUUUCAAUAGAAGACAUUAAACUUGAAAAUGAAUUUGAUCUUGAAGGCAUUGUUAAGUCUGAAGCAUGUUUAGAAGAUGAUGAAACUUGUCUGGAAAGAUUUAUGAAUUCCGAAGUGACUAUAGAGGAAGAAGUCAAGCAGGAGGUAAUUGAGACACCCGGUUAUGAAUAUGACAUUCGUAAUAGAUCACUUUCAGAAUCUAAUUAUUCAAAAGAGCACAUGGUUGAUCCCACACCUAUAAAUGACAAAAAAGGCAACUAUAAAUGCAAUAUAUGUGAUAAGACAUUUAAAUAUUCAUCACAAUUGCAACUUCACAUGACUUCUCAUAGUACAGAACGUCCUAUCGAAUGCACAAUCUGUCAUAUGACGUUCAAAGAAAAAGGCACUUUGACAAGACAUAUGCGUGUUCAUACAGGAGAACGCCCUUUCAAGUGCAAAAUAUGCAAUCAGGCAUUCACACAAAAAGGUAAUCUGAGUUCACACAUGGUUACUCACACUGAAGAGCGUCGCUUCAAAUGUGAAAUAUGCAGUAAAACAUUCUCACAAUCGCGUGACUUGAAAAGGCACAUGAUUAUUCACACAGGAGAACGCGCUUUCAAAUGUGAAAUAUGCAAUCAGGCAUUCAUACGGAAACAUUAUGUAAAAUUACACAUGAUCACUCACACCAAGGAGUGUCAUUUCAAAUGUGAAACAUGCAGUAAACCAUUCUCACAAUCGAGUGACUUGAAUAGGCACAUGCGUAUUCACACAGGAGAACGCCCUUUCAAAUGUGAUACAUGCAAUAAGGAAUUUGCACAAUCGAGCAACUUGAAGAGACACAAGUUGAAUGUACAUAGUAGAAAACGUGAUGGAGGUCAAUGA
Messenger RNA from Ctenocephalides felis (cat flea), 999 nucleotides. Its product is annotated as zinc finger protein 525-like. The record is from RefSeq and is a predicted model, not a curated record. The coding region runs from base 73 to 999 and encodes 308 amino acids. Lineage: Eukaryota; Metazoa; Arthropoda; Insecta; Siphonaptera; Pulicidae. Gene Ontology annotation, molecular function: DNA-binding transcription factor activity, RNA polymerase II-specific; RNA polymerase II cis-regulatory region sequence-specific DNA binding. Gene Ontology annotation, biological process: regulation of transcription by RNA polymerase II. The transcript is spliced from 2 exons.